AAUAGUGGUUCAAUCUCUCUGUUUUUCUUUUCCUCUGUUUUCCUUUUGUCAAUGAGCAUUUUUCCUGCAUUGUCUGAGCUAUAAUUUUGGCUAUCCAUAAAUGUGUUAUCAUAGCCUGCAACUAACUCACAUCCAUGCUUUGCCUUCUUUCUCACAUUUGUCAUUAGUCUCAUGUUUUAGUCAUUUCCUAGGAAUUUUGUUGGAAGUUUAUCCAAUAUCAUAACAAAGUACCACCCAAAAAUAUAUAAUUCAAACAUAUUAAGGGAACUAUAUCCACAAUCAAACAGUUGAAAGUUUGAUCUAAGUAGAGAUGGGUAGCCUAUUGCUAGAACAAAUGAAAAAGCAGACAUCAAAUUUCCUCCAAGAAAAGUACAAAUCUGCUAGGAUGACGUUUACAGAUGUUACUGAAAUUGAAUUUACUAUAUCCUUAGGCUGACUGAGGAAGCAACAAAUAAGGAUGAUUGCAGCCCUGAUGCCAAAACAAUGACUAGAAUUGCAGAGGCAUCCUUUGACAUUGAUGAAUAUUGGAGGAUUGUUGAUAUUCUUCAUAGAAGGUUGUACAGUAUUGAUUGGGAACAAUGGAGGCAAUCUUACAAAGCACUAGUUCUUCUUGAAUUCAUGCUAACACAUGGUCCUGAAGAGUUUGCUCGAGAAUUUCAAUGUUAUACGGGAAUUAUUGAAGAGCUAGGAAGUUUUACUCAUAUUGACGACAAAGGGUUUAACUGGGGAUCUAGAAUGCAAAAUCUAUCAGACCAAAUACUCAAACUCCUACAGAGUGGAGAAGCUCUCAAAGAGGCACGUUUGAAGGCUCUCAAAAUAACUAAUGAAAUACAAGGAUUUGGAAGUUCACUAAACUCUCCAUCAUCAUCAACAUCACCCACCUCAUUGUUUUCUGAAGCAUCACCAGGCUCUUCAUCAUUUAGUUCAUUUUCUACCUCGAGUACUCCUGCAAGUUACAUUUGUUCUAGUGAUCAUCAUAAAAAUGUUGUGUCCCCAUCAAAUAAUGUAAAGCAUGUGGAUGAAAACCACCUUUGGGAUGGUCCUGGAAGUGAGGAGAAGAAUGUUUUGGUGGAUUCUGAUGAGGAUGCAGGGGAAGUGGGAAAACCAAAAGGGUUUGUGAGUGAAAUGUGCUCAAAGAUUAUUGGUAGUGGCAAAAUGGGAAGUCGUGAAAAGAUUGAAUUCAGAUGCAUCUCUGAUGUUGGGAGCAAGGUGACUAAAAAGAGAUUUGAUCGCCAAUAUUCUCUUUGGUUUUAAAGGAUAGGAGACAAAUGUGGUCAUGUCUCCAUUUUGUCUGAUGUGAAGUACAAAAUUUGAUAUAUAUCAUUUUCUUCUUGAAGAUGCAUAUAAUUACUAGUUGAGUCGAGAGUGAAGUCACUUUUUUACUACUUCGAUCGAAAAUUAUUACUACACAUUUGCAUGCAGACACAAAAAUAAGUAAGAAAGAAAUGGAUGAGAGAAGUAAUACAUGUGUUAUAUGAUAGAUGCAAUGAGAACUAAGAGAUAGAUAGAAAAAUAUAU
Molecule: messenger RNA, 1518 nt
Organism: Lotus japonicus
Lineage: Eukaryota; Viridiplantae; Streptophyta; Magnoliopsida; Fabales; Fabaceae
Product: epsin-3
Exons: 4
Coding region: 484-1254 (256 amino acids)
Biological process (GO): endocytosis
Cellular component (GO): endosome; plasma membrane; clathrin vesicle coat
Molecular function (GO): phospholipid binding; clathrin binding
Source: RefSeq, a predicted model, not a curated record